Messenger RNA from Paraphaeosphaeria sporulosa, 2200 nucleotides. RefSeq lists its product as uncharacterized. Gene Ontology annotation, biological process: regulation of DNA-templated transcription. NCBI's taxonomy places the organism in Eukaryota, Fungi, Ascomycota, Dothideomycetes, Pleosporales, Didymosphaeriaceae. Gene Ontology annotation, molecular function: sequence-specific DNA binding; DNA-binding transcription factor activity. The coding region runs from base 235 to 2010 and encodes 591 amino acids. The transcript has 6 exons. The record is from RefSeq and is a predicted model, not a curated record.
CACGCCUGCCCCUAAUCUGCACCCCGUGGCAUGCCCGCUGCAUUGAGACUGCUCUGACAUCUUGAACCUCUGCCGCCGCUGGAUCCUCCGCUGCGGCCGCAGUCCUCUGUCUGAUCUGUGCGGGUCGACAGAGAGAGAGAGAGAGAGAGAGAGAGAGAGUGCUGCGCUGCCUCCCCUUGGUAGCCCAUCAUUUCCACGACAACGACUCGCACGCGCACGCCGCCGAGCGCAGCCAUGGCUUCUGUCGCGGAAGCCCGCCGAAGUCCCUUCGCCGCCGACCCGCACCACCACCAAGCACUGCACAAGUCCAUACCCAUAUUGCCCUCCUCCACCGGCUCGUCGCAUCUCACGCCGCCGCGGGACCCCAUGGACAUCACCCCCUCCACCCUCCCCACCAUGGGCCCGCCCAUGCUCAACGGCCCCGUGGCCGAUCGCAGCAGCGCGCAUCAAGAGCAGCACACAAACGGAGACGCAGAGGCCAAGAUGCCCAACGGCAAUGGCAAUCCUGCGCCCGUGGGAGCCGCCGCCGCUGCUCAGCAACCCAAGGUCGUGCAGACUGCCUUCAUCCACAAGCUAUACAACAUGCUCGAAGACCAGAGCAUCCAGCACCUUAUUUCGUGGUCUAGCACCAACGAGAGCUUUGUCAUGUCUCCGUCAAGCGACUUCUCCAAAGUUUUGUCAUCGUACUUCAAGCACACUAAUAUUUCCUCAUUCGUCCGCCAAUUGAACAUGUAUGGCUUUCAUAAAGUGAGCGAUGUGUUCCACACUGGCUCGCCCGACUCUCCUCUGUGGGAGUUCAAGCACGGCAACGGCAACUUCAAACGCGGCGAUCUGGUGGGCCUGCGGGAGAUCAAGCGCCGCGCCUCGAGGCACGCGCUCAUCCACCGCGAUUCGUUUUCCACGCCUAAAGUCCCUUCUGGUCCGCCGGCUGGUCCUCCGACCGAGUCCAUGCCUGAUCCCGUCGAAUCACGACUCGCAGCGCUGGAACACGGCCUGUACGAUAUGCAUGCUCGUAUGCAGCGCUCAGAGGAUAGCUGCGCCUACCUCAGCCAGAAGAACACCAUCCUCAUGGACAACAUGCUCAAAUGCCAGCAGUGGAACCAUGAUCUGACGAAUUAUAUCAUGGCCUUAAUACCAGACCCGGAGAAUCAAGUGUACAAGGACGCCUAUUCGAUGCAGCGCGAGAUUUCCCGCCAGUCCGAAAUGUUGCGCGUGCUCGAGGGCCCAGAGGAGCCCCUCUCUGCUCGACAACCGUUCUUCAUGCAGCUAGACAACAGCCAAGCUCCUCUGUCCCCACGACAGAUGCCGCAGGACAACGGGCCCGAAUCGCGACGAGGCUCUCUGGCAGGUCUGCCUUCGCGCCAAGCACAGCCAUUUAAACCUCCGGUCCCGGCACAUCUCGCGAUUUCUCCGCGCCGUUACGGCUCAAUUGGCACGGGUAAUUACUCUCCAUCAUCAGCCAGGACCCCAGUGACUCACCAGCCACCCCCACCGCCUCCACCGUCAAUCCAGCAUCCCGGCAGUACACUGGGAAGUAAUCUGGGGGCUAGCUCAUCCCCGCCUUACAACCUCUAUAGGCGGCACACCUCGGCAGAUAUACGUACGCACGGCUGGCCUCCGCAACCCCCCUCGCAGUCACCAUACGCGUCUGGGCAGAAUUCAACUCAAUGGCCCUCCUCGCCUCAUCGAACGCCUAUCGGAGGUGAGGACCAACAGCUCCGUAACGCUUUAGAAUCCUACCAGCUACCCCGCGGACCACGCCAGCAGAACUCUCGUCAGAACACUCCUCCUCUGACGAGUGACACCACGCCCUCGACAUUAAGUGCAGACAGCAGCUGGUCUCUCCCCGGCGCCCGGUACCCCUUCAAAGGCCUAGACACCCCCGGCCCACCUACGCGUCGUUCAAGCAUGGCGUCGAAUGUACAUUCCCUCCUUAACCCUGCAGAUACCCAAGAGCGAGCGGACGAAGACGACCCCGACGAAGCACGCAAGCGAAAGCGAAUGCAAUGAUCCUACGACAUAUCUACCAUGUAACAGUACCGCACAUACGGCUUCGGCCUGCGAUAUCCCGCUACGUUUCCGCUAUUUGCAUGUUGGCGGUCAUGCGGACAUUUCAUUUGAUCUUUUCUGCCGAUACUGACGUCGCGUUUCCAUAUAUGCUUUUCGUUGUCAUUUUCAAAGCUGCGUCACAUGCCGCCUC